This is a messenger RNA of Cercospora beticola, 1694 nucleotides long. RefSeq lists its product as uncharacterized. Gene Ontology annotation, biological process: transmembrane transport. The record is from RefSeq and is a predicted model, not a curated record. Gene Ontology annotation, cellular component: membrane. Lineage: Eukaryota; Fungi; Ascomycota; Dothideomycetes; Mycosphaerellales; Mycosphaerellaceae. Gene Ontology annotation, molecular function: transmembrane transporter activity.
AUGACUGCCGAAAUCAAGGAUGACUCAGCUAUUGAGAAAGAGAUCGCACUGAGCUCAGAUGAAGACCUUGCUAAGCACAGAAGAUCUUCUAUCGAUGAUCAAAUUCCAGAUCCAGAUCCUGGUGCUACACCAGAGGAAAGAGCUGCGCUGGACAAGAAGUUGAUGCGCAAGGUUGACUUGUGGCUAAUUCCAUGGCUCUGUCUCCUCUAUCUAUUGUCCUUCCUGGACCGAACGAAUAUCGGCAAUGCACGCGCAGCUGGUAUGGAAGAAGAUCUCGACAUGUCGGGCCACGAUUACAACAACACGCUCACGAUCUUCUUCAUCUCCUACGCACUUGCCGAGCCAAUUACGAACGUUUUGCUCAAGCGUUUCACGCCGAGAAUCUUUUUUACGACGAUCAUCCUGAUCUGGGGUCUCGUUGCGACACUGAUGGGUGUGGUACACAACUAUGAGGGACUUCUUGCUUCUCGAUGGUUCCUCGGAUUGGCUGAGGCGGGUCUUUUCCCUGGUGUGAACUACUACCUCUCUUGCUGGUACAAGCGAUCUGAGCUUGGUCUUCGUGCUGCCACCUUCUUCUCCGCAGCCGCUCUGGCUGGCUCUUUCGGUGGACUGCUUGCUGCUGCAAUUGCACAGAUGGAUGGCGUGGGAGGACGUCCUGGUUGGGCCUGGAUUUUCAUCCUCGAAGGUCUCGCCACUAUGGCUGUGGGAGCCUUCUGUUGGUGGAUGGUCUUCGACUGGCCAGAUACUGCCCGCUUCUUGACUCCCGAGGAGCGCCUCCGCGUCCGCCGCCGUCUCGCAGAGGACAAGCAAUCCAGCACUGGGGAAGAGUACGACAAGCGCCACAUCAUUGCCGCAUUGAAAGAUUGGAAGUGCUGGGGUUACGCCGUGAUCUACAUGGGAAACCUCUGCCCACUCUACGCUUUCUCUCUCUUCCUCCCAACGAUCCUCACUGGUAUGGGCCACUCUGGCACAAAACUUCAGCUGCUUUCCGUCCCGCCUUAUGCCGUGGCUGCGACAAUGACCAUCUUGAUUGGAUACAUCGCCGAUCGAACGAGGCAGAGAGGUCUCUGUAACAUGUUCUCGGUUUCUCUCUCGAUCAUUGGAUUUGCCAUGCUUAUCGGAUCGGGCAACCCGAAUGUUCAGUACGGAGGCACCUUCCUCGGAGCCGCAGGAAUCUACCCAACAAUUCCAAACACUCUGACCUGGGCCUCGAACAACAUCGAAGGAGUCUAUAAACGUGGUGUCAUCAUUGGUAUCGUCGUCGGAUGGGGCAACCUUAACGGAGUCGUCUCAUCCAACAUUUACCUCAUCGAAGAACGACCACGUUUCUGGACAGGUCACGGAGUCGUCCUGGGAUACCUGGUAGCCUGCCUUUUGGGCGGAACAAUCUUCAUGUACACUACGCUGCGAGCUGAGAACCACAAGCGUCUCACUGGCAAGCGGGAUAACAUGCACGCUGGCAUGACGCCCGAUGAGAUCUGGGUCGCGGGCGACAACCGACCAGACUUCAUCUACGUGUUGUAAGAGGAACGAAGAGAGCAUGGCCUUUCUUUCCGAAGGAGGUCGUCGUUACCAGCCGUUAUCUUUGUACAUUGGACGAUGACUGCGAUAUACACAGAUGCCCAGUCGAGACACCUGACUUACAAGGAUCGCUCUCCUGGGCUACGAAUAGAAUGAUAUGAAUAAUCACCACA